Molecule: messenger RNA, 1551 nt
Organism: Dioscorea cayenensis subsp. rotundata (Guinea yam)
Lineage: Eukaryota; Viridiplantae; Streptophyta; Magnoliopsida; Dioscoreales; Dioscoreaceae
Product: probable LRR receptor-like serine/threonine-protein kinase At1g67720
Molecular function (GO): protein binding
Source: RefSeq, a predicted model, not a curated record
AUGUCUUCUUCCAUCCUUCUCCUCCUUUGCAUUCUCACCAUAAUACCUUCAUGCCUUGAUGCUGCCAUCCCUCCUAGAGGUUACUUCAUCAGUUGUGGUGCAACUAAAGAGGAGACUGUAAAUGGUAUCAAAUGGAUACCAGAUGAAGGAUUUAUACAAGAAGGGAACAUAUCCAAGGUUGAGGAUCAUAAUGUAAUGCCUAUAUUAUCAUCUCUUCGAUAUUUUGCCGAUACAUCGGCUCGCAAGUUCUGCUAUGUGAUUCCUGUGACCAAAGGAGCAAAGUAUUUGGUCAGGACAACAUACUACUAUGGUAACUUUGACAGUAAAAAUGCACCUCCGGUAUUUGAUCAGAUUAUUGAUGGAACAAAGUGGAGCUCUGUCGACACAUCGGCGAACUUUGCCGAUGGCAUGACUUCUUAUUUUGAGAUCAUUGUUGCUUCCAAGGGGAAGGAAUUGAGUGUUUGUUUAGCGAGGAAUGCACAUACAGUUUCAAGUCCAUUUAUUUCUGCUCUAGAGUUGGUGCAAUUAGAAGACUCGAUGUAUAAUUCCACAGAUUUUUCAAGUACAUGCUUAGCACAGUUGCUCGCCAUAGUUUCGGAUCAUGAUGGCCCUAUACUUAGCUAUCCAGAUGAUCCGUAUAACCGAUAUUGGGAGUCUUUUGUCGAUGAAAACCCGGUUGUCGAAUGCCAAUCGAAUAUUUCAUCCUCUGAUUUUUGGAACAUUCCACCUGUUGCAGCAAUGCAGAGAGCAGUGACUACAAGCAGAGGAAAGCAGUUAACUGUCAAAUGGCCAACAAUGUCUCUCCCUGAAACUAGUUAUUAUGUAGCUCUUUACUUCCAAGAUAAUCGAAAUCCAAGUCCAUAUAGUUGGAGAGUUUUCGAUGUCUCAAUUAACGGCGAUAACUUCUACAAAGGCUUGAAUGCUUCGUCGUCGGGUGUGAUGGCUUAUGGUAAGCAAUGGCCAUUGUCUGGUCAGAUUGAGAUAACUCUGAAUCCUAACUCAAAUUCACCGGUUGGUCCAUUGAUCAAUGCCGGAGAAAUCCUUCAGAUUGUGCCACUUGGUGGAAGAACUCUAACUAGAGAUGCGAUUGCGAUGGAACAUUUGGCUAGAAGCUUGAACAAUCCUCCUUCAGAUUGGAGUGGUGAUCCAUGCUUUCCACCGGAGAACUCAUGGACAGGUGUGACAUGUACUCAAGGACUUCUCGGUCGAGUAUUGAAAGUGAAUCUAACGAAUUUCGGCAUCUCGGGGACAAUAUCUGAUGGUAUUGCCAACUUAACUGCAGUGAAAGACAUUUGGCUUGGAGGGAACAAACUCUCUGGACAAAUUCCAAACUUGAGCUCUCUGCAUCAUUUGGUUUCACUGCAUUUGGAAAACAAUGAAUUGAGUGGUCAUAUCCCUUCAUCACUGGGAGAGCUUGAAAACCUUCAAGAGUUAUACCUCCAGAAUAACAAAUUUGAAGGUGGACUUCCAGACAGUUUGAAAAAACGAAGUGGAAUCGAGAUUCAAACUUAUUCUGGAGAUCAAUAAGACUGGUUGAGAAAAUCCAAGGAA